AUGUCGCGCAUCUCAGCUUUCGAGGCUCUUCCGACCGAGCUAACCGAGGAAGUCGCCGGAUACCUGAACUCCAGGGAUUGUUGCAGUCUCCGCCAGGCAUCGCUGAAACUUUACUUCAAAGCCGACUACAUAUUCCGCAAACAUUGCACCCACGUGCAGGUUGAUUUCGACCAGGUCCGCCUGGCCCAACUGUGCACGACAUCUCAGAACACAGGCAUGGCCAGAGCAGUAAAGAUACUGACCAUCGUGGUGCCUGACGAGGUCAGGAAAGGAGGUAAAAAUGCCGGCUUGCUCCACGCAUGCAUGAACGGACAAGCCAAAAACACGGUAAAUGAAGAAAUCCAGGCCGCUGUGGACAACAGCUGCUGCAGCACUGGGGCGUGCGGGUCCCUCCUGACCAAGUCGCUCAGGCAGAUGGUCAACGUCACAGACGUGAGGAUCACCGGCAAUUAUCUCGACAUGGCACACAUCAAGUGCAGCGGCAUGUCUCUGAUCCCCUGCCGCUCCAGAGACACCCGCCACCGCGCCGUGCCCGCCAUCCUGAACGCCGUCAGGAACAGCGGCAUCACCACGCCAAUCAGCCUCUCCAUAACCGAGCUCACCCGCCGCCGCGACCACCACCCCGUCAAGAAGACCCACGACACCUCCCCCCGCUGCUUCAAUCCCCUCCCCGAACUCGACGCCGCCGCCCUCACCAACGUGCACCAACUCCGCCUCGGCCUCGGCGGCCGCCGCCUGCCCAAGCGCGUCUACCUCGACGACGUCGCCGCGCUCCGCCACUCGCUCCCACUCACCCCGACACUAACACUGCUCGAGCUCAGCGGACCGCACCCGGGCCUGCUCAACAGCGCAUUCGAGCUCAUGGCCGACGACGCGGGCUACACCGCUUUCCCGGCCCUCCGCUCGCUGCGCCUCGCCGACGACGCGACCGUCGACGGCGUGCAGCUGGCCGUCUGCCUGCAGGCGCUGGUCCCGCAGCUAGAAGAGCUGUCCCUCGUCGGCCUCGCGCUGGCCGACGACGCCAUGCACUGGAUCGACGCGCUGCGCUGCAUCCGCGUCAACCUGAGCUCGCGCUUGCAGCGCUUCCGCUUCGCGCGCAAUGCGCAUGCCGGCCAGCUGCUGCAAAGCCACGCGCUCACGCUGUGGGAUGCGGACGGCGACGGCGUCGCGUGCGUGCGGGAUGUCGAUGUCGCGCAGUUUGGGAAGUGGGCGCGCUGGAUGUUUGAGGAUGUGGAGGAGUGGGUUGCGGUGUUCGCGCUUGAUGAUGAUGAUGGGGAGGCGUUUGAGGAUGUGGCGGCGCGCGUGGGUGGGGUUGGGGCCGCGAUCGAUGUCUUGAUUCAGGGGUAUUACGAGGCGCUGGAGUCGCUGGAUGAGUUUCUGUUUUACUGUUUGCUUUAG
Lasiodiplodia theobromae is the source of this 1398-nucleotide messenger RNA. RefSeq names its product F-box domain cyclin-containing protein. The transcript has a single exon. The record is from RefSeq and is a predicted model, not a curated record. Bases 1 to 1398 code for a protein of 465 amino acids. Lineage: Eukaryota; Fungi; Ascomycota; Dothideomycetes; Botryosphaeriales; Botryosphaeriaceae.